Clonostachys solani is the source of this 2341-nucleotide messenger RNA. NCBI's taxonomy places the organism in Eukaryota, Fungi, Ascomycota, Sordariomycetes, Hypocreales, Bionectriaceae. The record is from the annotation of a GenBank genome assembly.
AUGACUUACAAAGAACCUAGCAAUAACCGACCUCUAACGUAUACCGAGAAGAUUUUGGUGGCCCAUAUGGACAACAUAGAGGAGGAACCCUUGCAGCGGGGGAAAACUCUUCUGAAGCUCCGUCCCAGACGAGUGGCUUGCCAGGAUGCAACUGCUCAAAUGGCCAUAAUUCAGUUUAUGUCUGCCGGUCUGAGCUCAACAGCAGCCCCGACAAGCGUUCACUGUGACCAUUUGAUUGUGGGAAAGAAGGGUCACAAUGUCGAUCUGCCUAAUGCCCUGAACGUGCACAAGGAAGUCUUCGACUUUCUGUCAAGUGCUUGUAAACGUUUUAACAUUGGCUUCUGGAAGGCUGGCGCCGGUAUCAUACACCAGAGCAUUCUGGAGAACUAUGCCUUCCCUGGGGGCUUGAUGAUUGGCGCGGAUUCUCAUACCCCUAACGCCGGUGGCCUGGGAAUGAUGGCUAUCGGUGUAGGCGGAGCAGAUGCUGUGGAUGUUAUGGCCGGUCUGCCGUUCGAACUAAAGGCUCCUGGAGUUAUUGGAGUCCGGCUGACGGGACGGCUUUCAGAUUGGACGGCCCCCAAAGGUAAAGCAGACUCCCUCUUAUUCACUGAAUACAAACAUCUAAUGUCUUCGAAGAUGUGAUCAACCAGCUAGUUUCCAUCCUCACAGUGAAAGGUGGAACGGGAAACAUCAUUGAGUUUUUCGGCCCCGGGACCCAGUCUCUGUCAGCGACGGGAAUGUGCACAAUCACAAACAUGGGUGCCGAGACUGGGGCAACUACUUCCAUCUUCCCAUACUCGGAUGCGAUGAACUCAUAUCUCAAGGCUACGCACCGACAUGAAAUUGCGGCCGCUGCGGAUUUCGCCGCAAAUGAGCUCAGAGCAGAUGAGGGAGCCCAGUACGACCAGGUCAUUGAGAUAGACCUAUCAACUCUUGAGCCACAUAUCAACGGGCCUUUCACACCGGACCUCUCGACCCCCAUCUCCAAGUUUGGCGACGUGUCAACGCAAGAAUCUUGGCCUCCAAAGCUGACUGCUGGGUUCAUAGGGUCCUGCACAAACUCGUCAUUCCAGGACAUGACACGGGCCGCAGACUUGGCCAAGCAAGCACUCACAGCUGGUCUCAAGCCCAAAAUGCCUCUUUUCGUCUCUCCGGGCUCUGAGCAGACGAGAGAAACCCUUCGAGCGAGCGGAGCGUUAGCAGUGUUUGAAGAGCUAGGCAGCACGAUUCUCCCAAAUGCAUGCGGGCCUUGCUGUGGAUCAUUUGACCGCGAGGGAAUGGAAAAGGCGAGUAAGACGCUCAUCAGAUCUGUAUCAAAGACUCUAACAAAAACGGUGUGCAGGGUACACGGAACUCAAUCAUCACCACGUAUAACAGAAACUUCACUGGCCGUCUGGACGGCAACCCGGCGACAUACAAUUUCCUCUCCUCGCCUGAGAUGGUCAUGGCCAAGAUUUUCUCAGACAAUCUUGGAUUCAACCCAAUUAAAGACUCAAUCGAGAAAGGUGAUGGCUCGGAGUUUCGCUUCUCACCACCUGAAGGCGAGCCUCUGCCUGCAGGUGGCUAUGCCAACACAGACUAUGUCUUCACCAAACCGCCCUCAAGUUCAAGCGAACGGGACAAUAUUCAAGUUCAAAUACCCGAAUCUUCCGACAGAUUGCAGCGGCUUUCCCCAUUUCCACCAGGACGAAAGGGUGAUAUUGAAAACUGCGUGAUCCUGAUCAAGACAAAGGGUAAAUGCACGACCGACCACAUCACACCUGCCGGACCUUGGUUCCGUUUCCGCGGCCACUUGGAUAACAUCUCAAACAACACACUCAUCGGUGCCGUUAACGCAGAGAAUGAUCAGACUAAUUCGGUCACAAACUGGAUCACUGGCGAAGAGGGUGAUACCCCUGGAACGGCGAGGGCUUAUAAAAACCUCGGCCAGCCGUGGGUUGUCAUCGGAGACUACAACUAUGGAGAGGGAUCCUCGCGUGAGCACGCUGCGCUCCAGCCACGCUUUCUAGGUUGCCUUGCCAUCAUCGCUCGGAGUUUUGCUCGGAUCCAUGAGACGAACCUGAAAAAGCAGGGUGUUUUGGCCCUUACGUUCGCCAACGAGGAAGACUAUGAUCGCAUCCACUCUUCUGAUCGUAUCAGCAUCCUCGGAAUUAGCGAGAUUGCUCCCGGCAAGAGCCUUACUCUGCAGUGCACUCCCACCGUGGGGAACAGGCUCCCAUGGACGGCCAAACUCAAUCACUCCAUGACCUCCGAGCAGGUUGAGUACUUUAAAGCUGGAAGUGCUUUGAACCUCAUGGCAAACAGAAAAAGCGAAUCGGAAGCAGCGACUUCACUACUAUAG